CGUCUUCCAUCGCGACUUUACUAUCUUAUUGACUUAAUUUAUCACUUAAACAUCAAUCCCCAUCGAUCUGCCAUAUAAGGUACCUGUCUAGUUACAAAACAUCUACGGAUAGCUACACAUCAAUCAUAUAAUUUGCGCUUGAGAUUGAUUAUACCGAAUUAUGCGAACCUAACUUAUUGGAACCUUUAGUUUUCCAUGGCGUAGGAGGCGCACAGUAACUGACAUCAUGCCUGCCUUCUCCGCCAUCAACGUAGAACCGGAAGAAAAUAUCGACGAAGAGAUCGACAAUACUCGCGAAAUUCAGAUAGAUGAAGCUUUGAAACGUUUCCAAACAGCUCUAAAGCUCCACGCCCAGGGCCCUAAUCAUUAUCCUGACGCUUCCGCGGCGUACGAUUUCCUGUUUCAGUCUGAAAUAUUCCGAUAUCCCGAGAGCAUCACCGAUUUCGAACGCGCCGAACGACAGUCCGAUCCCCGCCACCUUGAUCUCGACCCAUUCCCUCAGCCUCUCGAUGCUGCUCAGGCUGAUAUUGACGGCAGCGGAAGUAGCUUGCCCCAAACCCUUUACCUCGCAUACAAAAACUAUGGCCAGUUUGCCCUUGACAGUAUUAGAUCUCUAGCAAGCGAGGAAAAAGACUCACUAGCCGGGUUGAAGGACAAGGCCGUCCUUGCAAAUGCUCAGAAGGCACUUGGCGAAUUCAGCUCGGCCUUGGAUUUUGAUCCGUCUGAUGCCGAACUUUGGAGGAGGGCUGCGCGCGUUGCCGCAUUUUUGAAAAGUCCUAGAGUUAGUCGAUACUGUCUUGAGGCGGCAAUCGAGCUUGAAGAUGAUCCAGCUGUCGAAGAAAUCGAGCCUCCCUCUCUCGCCGAGGCAUUCGCCGGGGAACAAUUAAAGAGGCAACUUGAUGUUUUAUCCGACCACCUUGCACUAUCGCACCCAAUAAUGACGCCCUUCCUUAAGAGAUCAAUACCAGAUCAACUGAAAAGGCAUCUAGACCCCUUUCCAUUCCUGCCAAAUUAUACCGAUUCACUUGCUCCACCAGAGGUUCCAGCUCUAGCUGAUGAACAGCAACCACGACGCCUCGUAAUCGAUGUUUCUAUAGCAUCGUGGGCUGAUUUAGGGAUGUCAAUUGUUCAUCAUGUUGCGGCUCAAGGCAUCUCUGGGGAAGCUGUGACUUUGAAUGUACCUGAAAUACCAGUGACCCAAGAAGAUGCCCAGACACUUGUGGAAAGAUCGAAACCGGAGUCACUUAAGGAGACACCAUUAAGCCAAAGAAGUCGGGAAAAUGGCACGGUGGCGCAACUCAAAGACGACCAGAAUGAUUCACCUAAGGAGUGCACCGCCGAAGAUGUACGCGCUGAGAGGAGCGCCUCUGUUCUUUCUCGAAAGCGUUCACUAUCUAUAGCGGGCCUAGCCGAGGGGGGCGAUGAGGAGGUCGUCGACCGCAGAGGAAGCAAGCGUAUUCGACGUCGAGAAAUUGCUGGGGAAAUCAUGGAUACGAACACACAACACGCAACCCAAUUACAGCCAUUCCAAGCUGCUGACCAGAAUCUUUUCCAAAUGACUCGUAACAUGAUAGAGAAUAUUGGAGUCACGGAUAGAGAUACUCUUGAUCGACUAGCUGAAGUACUCGAUUCAUGUGCCUCUUCUACUCGUACUGCCAAGCUCGAACGAACUUCUAUGGUUGAUCUACGUAACUCACUUGUGGGAUUUGACGAAGAGAGCACCAGAGUAGUCCUUUCUAAAAAGGAGGCAUCAUCUGUGGGAUUCGCAUCGUUCCUCGAACACUCCAAGUCUGGAUCUCAAAAUAAACCAGAAAUGCCCAUGUUUCAUGACACAAAGGGUCUAGAGUCAUUCGUUCAGAGGGUGAAUGCGAAUUGGUUGGGGAUUCAGGAGGUUGCUUUCGAAUGGGUAAGACAUGUGUGUACUACUUAUCUCACGAGCAAGUGGUCCGAUUCCAUGAAGACUGCGGUUGUCCAAGUAAUCAGUCAUUUGGAUGAGGACAUCUGGAACCGCAUGCGAUAUGAGCUGAAAUAUAUCGCUUCGUCUACAGACCCGGGCCAAACGUUAGCUACGAUUGACCGCAUGGUCCAGAUGCUCUUCGAAUUACACCUAGACGUAUAUGAGCGGAUUACAAAUCCUAACAGCGCCGUAGAUUUCGGUAUACGCAUGGAAACCAAAGGACGACUUGCACGCUGGUUUACCUUCGCUUCGCAGAUGAGCCGGGAUCGCGCCGAAAGUGCAGACGCUACCCUGUCUAUUCGAUUUCUCUGGUCUGCUGUUUUUUCUGUAACUCUGACAGAGGGCGUCUCCAGAGACCACAUUCUCCAAUGCUGGAAGAGUCUCCGCGAAAGGCUUGGGGAAGACGAGGUGUCUAUCGACAUCCAGCUUCCCAAUAACGCAAUUAUGCCCGAGGUCUCAGCGCACGCAGCUGAUAGAGAGAUUUCAAAACUGACAACAAUGGAUUUCUUCCUUGGGUUAUUCCAAAACGACCUCAGUGAUCCCGUGUCGAUCAUUGAGAGCCUGGAACCCGUCCUCAACCCCACCUCUGUCUGUACCGCAACAGGAGGGUUGGAUACGUCCGAGGCGAUGGCAGUUGACGAUGACUCCACGACCCCGGUGACUGGGGCUGGUGCAUUGCCCAUUUCCGAGACCGCAAAUCAAGGCCUUCGCGACCUUUGGAAGUUUCUUCUUGGGACCAGUACGGAAUUGAGAUUGUUCCUUUGGAGCCGGCUUGGAGAGGCCUACAGUGCUAUUGAUUACACCACAAAACAAUUCUCGUGCCUUCUUAAAAGUAUUGAGAUGGUUAUUACCGACUUUGAACAAGAUUCAUAUAUGGCUAUGUCUGCUGAAGCCCGCCGCCCUCUAUUUCUUAAGAUGCUUAAGUUCCUGGAUGAAUUGUUGGUACAAGCACUUUCGGUGGCACUGAACGAUCCGAAAGCUUUUGAAAUCAUCGACGAUGAGCACCUCAAGUCAAGUAUAUCAGCCUUGGUUAAAGUAUGUUGCGUGCUACAUGUCUCGUGUAUGUAUGAAGAUGAGGUACGCGUUGGCAUGAAACAACAUGCUUCCAAUGGCGCGACCUUCCAGUCUUUCUUGGGAAAACUACGUGAGAUGCAGGUUAGGAACUGGUCUCUGUUAUACACCAUGUUAAAGACUGGCAUCGCACAAAACAAGGCAGGGUUUACUACGCCGGAAAAUGACCUGGCUGAUUACCUGGCGGCCAUUCAUCAAGUCUUGGGUCUUAGGAAAUUUUGCAAGUCGUCUGGCAAGAUAUUCCUCAAGAUGAUGCGAGUGGAACUUUUGAAGCAGAGCCUCAUAGACAACUGGGAAGAUUACCUCGCUCAAGUCCUUUAUGAUCUUUAUGGCUUAAAACUAGGGGUUGGCCUAAGUGAGGUACAAGACCAUGGCUGCCCCCCUGAAAAGCUCGAGCGCCGUAAUACCACCGCCCUAGUGGAGAGGGUAUCCGUUCUCGCCAAUCGCAUGCCAAUGAAGGACUUGCUAAAGUCAGACAUCAAGACAACGAUCGAGCAUAUGCAACAAGCCAUCGGGCAAACCAAAUCCAACCAACAGUUCAUACAGAAUUUGCGGAUUUUCAAUCAAACCCUGCAGAGGCCCAUCCCACCUCUUCGCUUAUACGAAGCACUCAAGGGUAACAUCUCUAUCGAUGCAGUGACUGUCACUACCCCGGACAGCGCGUUGGCUAAGCACAGAUGGUUCUUUCUUUUAGGAAUGAUAGCAUUUACUAAGUUUAAAGGAGUAGAUCUUAACAGGAGACAGACUCCAGGCGCAACAGACGAUCUUCGUAUCGGUGCUACAUUUCUACGCCAGCAACUCCAGUUCACCCCUGAUCAGUGGGAUGCAUGGUUUAGAUUAGCCGAGUGCUUCGAUUAUGAGCUCGAUGAAUCAGUACUCUGGACGGCAGAUAAGAUGAACAAGGAGAGGGCAGAGUUAGUGAAAUACCAACGGAGCGCAAUCCACUGUUACACACUUGCCUUAUCACAAUCUCGAAACACCUUCCUUGAAGCCCUAGGGGAGUGUACUGACGACAUCCACGACAUGUACCACAAGUUCGGCAUGCGUAUGUAUGCUUCGAGCCGAGAACCGUUUGCAAUGGAACCAUUCCGUCAUCCCGAGCACAAGAGGUUCAUUAUCCAUGAGUCCGGCGUGGAGUCUAAAGAUCUUCACCCCCAAAUGGAUGACUACAAAGUUUGGAAGUAUGCCUCUGGGUUAUUCAAGAAAGCCAUGGAAGUAAAGCCAAAGCAGUGGCAAAAUCCGUACAUGGUAGCCAAGUGCAUCUGGAAAAUGUACCAGAAACACCCAACAUCCCUUGAGCAUAGAGAUAGACGGGAUCGACCAACCAUACAGACAGUUAUCAGCGCUCUUGAAAAGGCGGUCCAAGUCGUGUCCGCUCUACCAAAGCCACGUCAUGGUCAAGAUCCGAUUCUAGAGCCUCAUUACAAAAUCGUAUCGAUUAUGCAUAAACUUGUUACGCGAGGAGAUAUAUCACCGCAAGAAGCGGCAGAUAUACUCCAGCGUCAGCCAUAUGCAGUUCGAAAUGGGGAACCCGUUGAAAUCGGCGAGCCAGAAGACUGGGAACCAUACGUUAUCCAAACACUCAGCCAUCUGCGGGAGAAGGAUAGAUCAAAUUGGCAGCAUCGCAUCAUCAUGCGCCACGCCAGGAUACUCUUCGAUGAGAACUCGGAGGAACAAGGCUACGUUCAGGCAAUGGCCGCUUUCGGCGUUCUCCGGGAGUCUAUGCUAACCAAGACUAUGGUGAUGAACGUAUGGAAGUGCGACGCAGAACGGCCUGGCCGACAUCAUGUUUAUACUGAGCAGUAUGUUCGAUUUGUCGUCAAACUUUUGAUCGUGCUGAAAGACCGAACGAAUUUCGAGGCCUUGCUCCGACGUCUACGUAAGAAAGGCGCCGAUUUCUAUCAUUUCAAUGAGCUUUGGCAAAACUGCUGCCUCGAAUAUCUACGGCUUAUCCGGCAGACGUAUCAGAUCCCAUCCGUACUGGAGGAUGAUUUCAAAGCCUCAAGUCCUGAAGAGUUUGACAUCAUCGCAUCUAGGAUCAGUGAUUGGUCUUCAGAUCCAACCUCGUCUCAUCCUGCACUUAGCGCUUUGCAAGAGACUAUCGAGUUAAAGAAGCUUAAUACUGGAUUGAUGAAGGGUAGCGCCAUUGAUGAUUUAAUCACCGAUUGCUAUACGGAAUUAUAUUUUGAUUUGCGAAAAUCUCUUCCGGGACCACCUGUCUCUACCCUAAUUGCAGAACGGGAACAAGCACGCCUUCAGCAGGAAGGCCGCCAAUCUGAGAAGGUGCCGGAAGUCAAACUUGCGAACCAGCUAAGCAGUCUCCUAAACCCACAGCCACACGAGAACUCGGGCGCAGAGAAUGGUGUAGGAGAAUCCGCGCCGGUGAAUUUGGAAGGCGCACAACGGCCUCGCAAGGCUGGAAUACGACGCGCUGAUAUUCUCCGCAAGGCGGAGCAGGCAGCCAUGCGUGCUCAAGAGGGCCCGAAACCAGCUAGCACCAAAUCCCGAGGGUCCAUUUCCAGUGGCAAGACGCCUGCUGUAGAGGAAAAGGAUGACGACCCGAAUGAUGAUUCAAGGAGUGAUGAUGGCGGUCUCGACGAGGAUGUGGAGAUGAAGGACGAAGAAGCUGAUGGUGAUAUAAGCUCAGCCCCCGGUAGCGUCCACGACUCAGCCGAUGACGAAAGCGACCUUAGUGACGCGCCGCCAGAGGACGUGUUGGACGAAGACGAGGCUCAGCAACUCAUGUUCCCCAACUUGACUCGCAGGAGCAUGAACGGACUAAUGGGAGAUUCUAGCAGCGAAGGCGCCAAUGGCGAAGAUUCUUCAGACGGGGAGCCUGACGAAGACGAUGAAGCUGAGGAGGCCGAAGAUAUUGAGGAAGCGGAGGAAGCGGAGGAAGCAGAAGAAGCAGAGGAACUUGAAGAGUAAAAGCGUUUAUAUACGGCUAGCCUUUGCACCCAUUAAAUGGUAUGAUCAGAGGUUUGUUAUUGGGAUUUUUAGCGCUAUCGUCGAUAUGGCAAAAUUUAGUAGGGCAGUAGUCUAUUGCUCGGCCUUGGAUUGUAAGGGUUGGGUGUUUCACCUGUUAUGAGCACCACAAACGUCUUCUUCAUGAUCCGGCCAACGAGGGCCAGUUCUAUCCGGAACUAGAUGAGCAAAAUAGUAAACAAUAGAGUAAUGUCUACAGAAUGUUGACUAUUAAGUGGUGCAGAUGGAGCGCUCCUCGGCAGUCAGUCA
Hypoxylon fragiforme is the source of this 6262-nucleotide messenger RNA. RefSeq lists its product as uncharacterized. Bases 227 to 5956 code for a protein of 1909 amino acids. Gene Ontology annotation, biological process: chromatin organization. Gene Ontology annotation, molecular function: protein binding; nucleosome binding. Gene Ontology annotation, cellular component: nucleus; HIR complex. Lineage: Eukaryota; Fungi; Ascomycota; Sordariomycetes; Xylariales; Hypoxylaceae. The record is from RefSeq and is a predicted model, not a curated record. The transcript has 3 exons.